Monoraphidium neglectum is the source of this 228-nucleotide messenger RNA. RefSeq lists its product as hypothetical. The transcript has a single exon. NCBI's taxonomy places the organism in Eukaryota, Viridiplantae, Chlorophyta, Chlorophyceae, Sphaeropleales, Selenastraceae. The record is from RefSeq and is a predicted model, not a curated record. The annotation marks the transcript as partial.
ACAGUGCACAAGGCUCAGGCGGCCGCGGCGCAGGGCGCUAGUGGGCUGCGCGCUGCAGCCGCCUGCCCACCAAAGCCGGUAGAGGCCAUGUGCACGAGCCCCUCGCAGCGGGGCUGCGCGGGUGGGCGCGUGCAGCCGCCGCUGCAGGCGACUGCGGACUUGGCUGCCACUGCAAGCCAGGGAGCGGCUGCAAAAUCUGUCGGCUCGUUCACGGCCACCGCACACUAG